Messenger RNA from Daphnia magna, 3744 nucleotides. Its product is annotated as keratin, type I cytoskeletal 9-like. The record is from RefSeq and is a predicted model, not a curated record. Lineage: Eukaryota; Metazoa; Arthropoda; Branchiopoda; Diplostraca; Daphniidae. Bases 203 to 2005 code for a protein of 600 amino acids. The transcript is spliced from 4 exons.
UGUCAAUUCAACUUCGUUUGAAAUCUGUCGUCUUUUUUUGGUUCUCAAUUCAAGCCAUUUAUGGAAAGCAUCCUAUGUUAUAAAAGUAGAAGACCAAUCCGAUUAAAUCCUCACAUUUCAACCGACUCUUCCUUCUAUUGGACAUCAAUACAUUACCUCGCGAAACGGCCAGUUAACACGCCCAACAGCAUUGCUUACAGCAAUGACGAUUCUAAAAAUCGUGCUCGUUGUGUUCACUCUAACAUCCGUGGCGUACGCACAGCAGACGGCCAAUCAAGAUCUGAUGCUGGCAGCCACCAAAGGUAAAAGACACAUAAGUCACCUCGAUCCUUAUGGUAGUUUGCAAUUCCACAGACCUCCUCUUCCCAGCAUUGAUUACUAUGGAGAAAGUGACAAAGGACACGCAGGAUACAUCGUGGUGUCGCACGACAAAGGAAAAAAACAUAAAUCAAAGGGAAAGGGAGGCGGUGGUUACGGAUACAACGCCGGAUAUAACGGAUACACAGUCGGCGGAGGAAAUAGGGACGACUCAUCCGAAGGCAAUGGAAACGGACGUGGCUCCUUUGGAGGCAGCUAUUACGUGGCCAAAAUAAAAGGAAAAGGAAAAGGUGGAUAUCCGAGCAAAGGCAAAGGCGGAUCGUACGGAGGAAAAGGCAAAAACGGAUACGGCAAGGGUAAAGGUGGAUCCUACGGUAAAGGAGGCAAAAGCAAAGGAAAAGGCUCUUACGGAGCUAAAGGAAAAGGUAGCUCCUACGGAGGCAAAGGAAAAGGAGGUAUACCUUAUGGAAGCGGUGGAUACAACCCAUACGGAAACCAAUACGGUGGAGGUGGAUAUUCUGAAAAUAAUGGAAACGAAGGCUACUUUUACGUGAGCGGUGCGAUCGGCAAUUCAUACGGCAACAGCGGAAUUAAAGGCCCCUCAUACGAGAAUAGCGGAAUUAAAGGCCCCUCAUACGAGAAUAGCGGAAUAGGAUACAACUCUUUUGGAAGUAGCCAAAGCGGCGGAAGCUCUUCGGAAAACAGCGGAACAGGACUCAGUGCAUACGGAGGUGAUGGAACGCAAGGAAACUUUUACUCAGGCGGCGACGGAGUUGACGAUUCUUACGGGAGCGUUGGAAUAAGCAAUUCUUACGGAGGCGGAGGAAUAAGCAAUUCUUACGGAGGCGGAGGAAUAGGCGAUUCCUACGGUGGGGGCGGUACAGACAAUUCUUACGGAAGCGUGGGAAUAAGCGAUUCUUACGGAGUCAGCGGAGUUGAUGAUUCGUAUGGAGGCGGUGGAGGAGAUGAUUCGUACGGAGGCGAAGGAUUUUCUUACGGAAUCGGCGGCGGAAUAGGAGGAAGCGGCGAAACUAAUACCGGUGGAAUUGGUUCAACUGGAGGCUUCAAUUUCGGAGCAAUUACAACACGUGAAGCUCCCUCUGGUGGCGUCACUUUAGUAGAUAAUACAUCCGGUAGAAAUACUGAAGGAGGUAAUGAAUCCCAAGGUGGUACAGAAAGUACAAGUGACAAUCCCGCAAGCAGUGGAGGAGAAACAGCCGAAAGCACCGGAAGAAAGCGAAGUCCAUCUGAAAAAAAUGAAAAUUCGGAUAAAUCAUCGGAAAGCACUACAAUCAAAAGCACCGAUAACACAAACAGCGAUUCAGAGAAGAAAGCCAAAACUACUGUAAACUACAACUUAUCAAUUAACGCGAACGGAGAUGCAUCGGCGGCCAAUGGAAAUGGCAAUAAUAACACCGUCAAGGUAGAUUUUAAAACGGAUGGCACUGGUAAUUCAGAAAAUGCUUUCUCCCUCAUCGUACACAUUUCUUCUGGUAGCAAUGGAAAUAACCCAUCCGUUGGAAACUAUGUAUCCACUACAACACGCCCCACACGAUCCAGCACUACCGAAGAAAUAGACAGAAAAAUUACAAACAAUGUAAAAGCCGAAAGUUCCGUUGGAAUUUCAACAGGUGCGAAGAGGAGCAUUGCACCUGUCAGGCAAAGCAGUUCAGGAAAUCCCCAAUAGCAGAGGGAAAGAAUCAGAUGAUCUCGGGGUCAUCAACGAUCAAAGCGAAGAUCAUAAACCAUCUGUCACCGUCAACCAGCCUGUCAAACCCAUUGCAUCAGUUAAAGAGCCAUUAAAAUCCAAUAAUCCAGACACAUCCAACUCACCUACUCCCGUCCCUAGCAGACCCAGACCACCUUCCACCACUACUGCUAAACCCAGCGUAUCUAACACCACAAUUGGAAGAAACGUAAAUAGUGAAAAUAUACCCCGACAAACCAAUAAUAGAAAUGAAACACGUACCUCUAGAACAACGCCAUCACCAGCGAAAAAUAAUUCCGGAAGCCAAGCAAAGCCUAGCACUACGACCAAUGAAGAGGGUAGUACUGGGUGUGCUAGCGGAUGCUUCAGCAUCCCACCGAAUGUCAACACGUCGAUUAGAAGCCAAACAAAUAGCACCGCAAACAACAAUUCGUCGAUCAAUGAUGCCAUAGGAAGAAUCCGGCAAGGUCGCGAACAUAUCAUCGGUGGUGGACCACAAAAAGUUCCAAUACCCAUUGGCAACAUAUCGAUCAGCAAUUCCGAAAAAUCCUCGACAUCUAAGGAAAUUCCAAAAGGCACAGUACAAGCUGAAAUAACGUCUGGAAUUGCAAUUAAAGAAAAUACUACCACUAGAAUUGCUGGAAAAGAAGAUAUCCGGUUGAUUGGCUCUACAACAUCUUUCGUCAAUAUACCUGGAAGCAGAAACGGUUUUGAAAGUAUCCAACAUGUUGAAAAUGGCGGAGAGAAACGCAACGUUGGAACAACCAACAAAACACCUCAGACUCCAAGACCAACAGCCAAACCGACAAUAGACGACAUCCAUUCCUUCUUCGAGUUCGAGGUGAACGGUAACAAAGACUCUGAAAGCCCUAAACCUGCUAACAAGAACGAAACGAAACAUACCAUUAUUUCAACGAAUACAACAGCACGGCCAGCGCCACGUCAUAAUCCAAGACAGAGACCAACGACAAUCGCGGAAGACACAACUUCUGCUGGAGUCAAAGCAGAAAAUACUAAAGGAUCCGGAACCGCUAAACAUGUCCACGCUGACGGAGGAAAACGCAAUGCUUCACCUCCUAGAGACGCACAGCUCAAUAUUACUCGUCAGGCUCCAACACGAAGGCCAAGACCUGCGGUGGAAGAUAAUCCUUCAUUUCCCGAAGGACUCCCAACUGUCAAUGUUCCAUUCAGUGUCGUUGGAAGAAGUCAGAGAGGAUUGGAAACCAUUAAUAAUAGAUCUAAAAAUAGCCUAAAUGUAAAAAAUGGAACAAAUGUUAGACCGCAACAUCUUCCCCGAUACGCCCCAACAUAUAAACCUAUUCUUACCUUUGAAAAACAACCCUCUACUCCUGAAAAUGCAUCUAGAAAUGCUGGAAAAGACCAAAGGCGACAAUUGAGCACUACACCUACACCUGCAAGACAUGAACGAAACAAUCGAGCAACCGACACAAAACUUGGCACUAAUCCAACAGUUAACCCACCUUUGCUGGUGCCAUACUUACCUAUAGAAUCAUAUUACAUUCCACUCCGCCAGUAUAUUAUGCAAAAGGCAUCGCAGCGGCAUUGAAACGAAUUUUUAUAACCUUAGAUUUAAACUCCAUGUCCUAUUGUUACUGUUUGUUCACAUCUGUUUAUAUUCGUUACGUUGUAUUGCAUAGCGCUGUGUGCUCUGCAGUAGAUAUAAAAAAUUUGAAUCAAAUAAAACGUUAUGAGAUUAA